UAAGACCCCCAGGAGGAACGUCCCGAAGAAAGCAUAUGACAGCAAUCUGAUGGACCCUGUUGGGGUGUACUGCCGGGUGCGCCCAGUGCCAGAUGCAGAAUGCUGCAUCGAAGUGAUCAACAGCACCACCGUCCAGGUUCACCCUCCCGAUGGGUCCCGCACCAACCGCAGCGGGGAGUAUAAAGAGGUGCAGUAUUCGUUUAAAGAAGUGUUUCGCCCCAACACCUCUCAAAAGUGGGUUUUUGAUACAGUCGCUAGACCUCUUGUAGAAGACCUAAUCCAUGGAAAAAAUGGUCUCCUUUUUACGUAUGGUGUCACGGGGAGUGGAAAAACCCACACAAUGACAGGCUCUUCAGGCGAUGGGGGGCUCCUUCCCCGGUGUUUGGACGCCGAUCUUCGGCGUUUGCCGGACCGUUCCAGGCUACCAAAGAUAUAUAAGGUUUUUAAAUUGGACGAGAAGAAUGGAGUGGACAUUCAGUCUGAGGUUGACGCUUUGCUGGAGCGGCAGAAGAGGGAAGCUCUGCCGGUCCCAAAAACUCCGUCUGGCAAGCCUCCGCAGUCCAAGAUUCUCCGGGAGGAUCAGAACCACAACAUGUACGUUGCCGGCUGCACAGAAGUCGAAGUGAAAUCUACGGAGGAAGCUUUUGAAGUCUUCUGGAGAGGUGAGAAGAAGAGACGUAUUUGUAACGCUCAGCUGAAUCGUGAAUCUAGUCGCUCACACAGCGUGUUUCUAAUUAAAUUAGCCCAGGCUCCGCUGGAUGCAGAUGGAGACCGUGUUUUACAGGAUAAGAACCAGAUAACCUUGAGCCAGCUGUCUUUGGUUGACCUGGCGGGAAGCGAGAGGACAAACCGAACGAAAGCAGAAGGCAGCCGAUUACGUGAAGCAGGGAAUAUUAACCAGUCAUUAAUGACGCUAAGAACCUGUAUAGAAGCUUUGCGAGAGAACCAAACCUACGGGACCAACAAGAUGGUCCCCUAUCGAGACUCUAAACUGACCCACCUUUUCAAGAACUACUUUGAUGGGGAAGGAAAGGUGCGGAUGAUCGUUUGUGUGAACCCAAAGGCUGAAGACUACGACGAGAGUUUGCAAGUGAUGAGGUUUGCCGAGAUCACCCAAGAAGUGGAGGUUGCCAGGCCUCUUGACAGGCCUCUGUGUGGGUUAACGCCUGGGCGCCGGUUUAAGGAUCAGGCCUCCAGGGAGGAGCUCUCACAGCAGCUGGAGAUCCGAGGGGGCCCAUUUGACUUGGAGCGCGAGCGGUCUGCCACAGACAUGCUCUUGCAGAGCUUCCCUCCGAUGCCCUCCUGUGAGCUGCUUGACAUCAACGAUGACCAGACCCUUCCUCGCCUGAUUGAAGUGCUUGAGAAGCGCCGCCGCAUCCGGCAGACGCUGACAGAAAAGUUCAACAAAAAUGUGCUUUUUGUGAAGGGCAUGAUGCAAGACCUGGAGGCCGGCCUCACCUCUAGGGAGAGCUACGCUCAGGCGAAAAUGGCUGAAAAAGACAAAAUGAUAGGUGGACAGAAGACGGAGAUUGAACGGUUGGAGAAGAAAGCCAAGACGCUGGAAUAUAAGGUUGACGUUUUGGAGAAAACGGCGACCAUUUAUGAGGGAGAGAAGCGCAACCUGCAGCAGGAGCUGGACGCCAAGAGCCAGAAGCUGCAGCGUCAGGCUUCCGAGAAGCGGCGACUGGAAACACGGCUGCAGGGCAUGGUGACGGAGACCACGAUGAAAUGGGAAAAGGAAUGUGAGCGGCGGGUGGCAGCCAAGCAGCUCGAGAUGCAGAACAAGCUGUGGGUGAAAGACGAGAAGCUGAAGCAGCUGAAAGCCAUCGUCACUGAGCCCAAGGCCGGCAAGCCAGAGAGGCCUUCUCGGGAAAAGGACCGGCAGAAAGCAGGGCUGCGAUCGGUGUCGCCUCCACCAGUCCCUUUUUCUAGGAGCUGUGCCUUCACUCAGCUCCCUACUCAGCCGGCUGGCACAAGCGAGCCACGGCCGUACAGGCGCUCUAACUCCUGCGACAACAUUUCCGUGUCCUCCUGCAUCUCUGAGUGGGAGCAGAGAAGGCCUGCCCCUGGCAGCAGCUACCCCAGUGUUGGCGGCGGCACGCCCGCAGCCAGGAAUAGGAGGCAGGAGCCAGAGACGGCCAGGUCAUGUGCUGUGUCAGAGAGGAGGCGGGGCAUGCACUGGACUGGAGCCCUUCAGGUCCCCAGCGGUGGAGAGGGACUACAGAACGCUCCGCCAGUCCGCCUCAGGCAUCGGCGCUCCCGCUCAGUGGGGGAGAGGUGGGUGGACCACAAGCCCUCCUCCAACAUCCAGGUAGAAACAGUCAUGCAGCCCCAGGUGCCUCACGCCAUCACUGUGGCGGCUGCCAGUGAGAAAGCCUUGGCCAAGUGUGACAAGUACAUGCUGACUCACCAGGAACUGGCUUCCGACGGGGAGAUCGAGACCAGGUUGAUUAAGGGCGACGUUUACAAGACCAGAGGGGGUGGCCAGGCAGUCCAAUUCACGGAGAUCGAGACCCUGAAACAGGAGUCGCCCACUGGUCGAAAGCGGCGAACUUCUUCCUUGGAUCCUCCUCUGCCAAGUGAUGCUGCAGAGGCACAAUGGACAGAUGUAGAAACACGAUGUUCUGUUGCCGUGGAGAUGAAGGCCGGCUCAAGCCUUGGACCUGGGUACCAACAUCACGCUCAACCCAAGCGCAGGAAACCUUGAGAAAUGUUCUGCAACCUGUUCUGUUGUCCAAGGGAUCUUUUCAGACUGCCUGCUUCUACUGUUACUUCUUGACUCCUCCCCACCCCUCACAAAGCUGGCUGUCGCUCCAGACGUGUUCUUCUGGAUAGCGCAGCCUUCUUUUCCCUCUUGCCUUCACAAGUUUUUUGUAUUAAAAAUGCUGUUAUUUAUUUAGUUCUUGUGAAGUGUUUUGGAAUAUCCGGGUGCUAGUUUAGAAUGGCAGCCUCAGUUAGCACCUGCCUGUACUUUGUGUAGGAUGAAGUGGAGGGCGGCUGUUCCGGGCAGGGCCGCUGGGAUGUCUCUCUCCCUUCGCUUGUUGGUGCGAUUUGACACACGUUGCAGGAAAGAAACCUUUCGAUCCCAAAUGGCAAAUAAAAACUGGAUUAAAAGCA
Molecule: messenger RNA, 3117 nt
Organism: Sphaerodactylus townsendi
Lineage: Eukaryota; Metazoa; Chordata; Lepidosauria; Squamata; Sphaerodactylidae
Gene: KIF23
Product: kinesin family member 23
Biological process (GO): microtubule-based movement
Cellular component (GO): nucleus; microtubule; kinesin complex
Molecular function (GO): ATP binding; microtubule motor activity; ATP hydrolysis activity
Source: RefSeq, a predicted model, not a curated record